AUGCUGGGAGGCUACGGACACAUAUCCAGCAUCGACAUCAGUGGCUCCAAAAAAUUCCUACAGAGGUUCCUUCGAGUGAGUGAUGGUCCUCAUAAGGUAGACUCAUCAUAUGCCCUGGACUGUGGGGCCGGCAUAGGUCGCAUCACCAAACGUCUCUUGCUGCCAUUAUUUAAAAAGGUAGAUAUGGUUGACGUAACAGAUGAAUUUCUAAGCAAGGCGAAGAGCUAUCUCGGGGAAGAUGGGAAGAGAAUCGGCAACUUCUACUGCUCCGGACUGCAGGAGUUUUCUCCAGAGCCAAACCGCUAUGACGUCAUUUGGAUUCAGUGGGUAAUAGGACAUUUGACAGACAGCCACCUUGUGGAAUUCUUAAAGCGUUGCAAAGCUGGCCUGCGACCUAAUGGCAUCAUUGUCAUCAAGGACAACAUGGCUACAGAAGGCGCCAUUAUGGACGACGUGGACAGCAGCAUCUGCAGAGACAUGGACGUGGUAUGUAGACUCAUCAGACAGGCUGGCCUUUCUAUUCUGGCCCAAGAAAGACAGGAGAACUUUCCUGAUGAAAUCUAUCACGUUUACUCCUUUGCCAUGAGAUAA
Molecule: messenger RNA, 591 nt
Organism: Staurois parvus
Lineage: Eukaryota; Metazoa; Chordata; Amphibia; Anura; Ranidae
Source: the annotation of a GenBank genome assembly